Messenger RNA from Suillus bovinus, 1236 nucleotides. RefSeq lists its product as uncharacterized. The record is from RefSeq and is a predicted model, not a curated record. Lineage: Eukaryota; Fungi; Basidiomycota; Agaricomycetes; Boletales; Suillaceae. The transcript is spliced from 5 exons. The coding region runs from base 422 to 1147 and encodes 241 amino acids.
GUGGGCCUCGUCCGAGAGGCUGAUAGUGCGCAGGACCGCAGGUCGAAUACCUGGUCAAAGUCUACUCACAAGUUCUUCUGUCAAGUCCACCAGGUGAUUAAUUCUUUAAGCAAUUAAUCGGUUGUGAUACGCGGCUUUUCACAGCAGCCAGCUGCCACCCACAGUCUGUCCAAACUGGACCCAGCAGCCACUACAUAAGCUCCAGCCUGUGCCUGUCUGCCAGCGCUUAUUUCUUGAUUAUGAACGUCGAUCUUAGAGAAGUUCAUACUGGUAACGAGGUUAGGACACAUGGUAUUUCCGGUUUCUAACCUAAGCUUCACCCCUUCCUGGUCACCCAGAAGUCUUUAUUUCGUUAUAACCAUUAAGGUUCGGCUUUAAGCAACCCUUCUCGCCACACUCCCUGCUAUCGCAUGUUCAUCACAUGCCACAUCGUUUUUCUCGGUUAUUUCUCUCUUUUUGUCUGCUUAGCACCGUGACUCUGGUAGUUUCCGCUCAACAGCAAGUCAUCAUUGGGAGUACCAAUCCAGAUAUCGUCUACCUUCCUCCACUAUGCAAUGUUUCAAAUAUAGAAUGCCUUAGUGCAUGGCAGCAAACAUACAUUGACUAUCCUAGCAUUAAUGGAACACCGGUAAUUGUUACUAGCACAACAGGCCCGAUACCACAAACCGGCAACUUCGUGCCCCAGUUGUUUUUGACCUUUAGAGCAUCUACGCUAUAUCUGCGCACAUCUCCCUUUUCCAACGCGACCGUCAAUUUCUCCCUCACCGCUGAUCCGAGCGGCGUCACAAUUACAAAACAGGGCAUCACUUUCCUCCAAGAGCUUUCUCCCACCCGUUUGGACGUCGAGUCGAUCACGCUCAACGUUACAAAUAACAGUGCGACCUCCUCUUAUCUUCCAAUACCGUCAUUACCCACGUCAACUUUUCCUCCGAGCCUUUUACCAUCUUCAACGACCACAGUGAAUUCGAAUACCAGCCAGCGAACAGGCAUCAUCAUCGGUGCGACUUUAGGCGGGGUGCUUGGCCUUUUAGCCAUAUCGACAGCAAGUUUUUUUGUUUAUUGGAGGUGGCGAAGACGACAAAUUUGGCGGUCGGAGGUAGAUGUAGGAAUAUAUCCAAUGAGACGACGGACGCCAAGGACUUGGUGAUCGUAAUAUACCCUACUUAUAUCGAGAUUUCGGAUUUUGGUAUGAAUACUGAACACAGUAAUUUAUUGUAUAAGGGACUAUAUACUUCA